Bacidia gigantensis is the source of this 879-nucleotide messenger RNA. It is a transcript of the gene TIF35, whose product is annotated as translation initiation factor eIF3 subunit g. Gene Ontology annotation, cellular component: eukaryotic translation initiation factor 3 complex; cytoplasm. Gene Ontology annotation, molecular function: RNA binding; translation initiation factor activity. The record is from RefSeq and is a predicted model, not a curated record. The transcript is spliced from 5 exons. The coding region runs from base 1 to 879 and encodes 292 amino acids. NCBI's taxonomy places the organism in Eukaryota, Fungi, Ascomycota, Lecanoromycetes, Lecanorales, Ramalinaceae.
AUGAAACGGGGAACUACCUCGGCCCGAUCAAUAUUCUUGUCUACGCCUACAGAGCUGACUACAUUGAAAAUCGAAGAUCAAAUUACAACCAACAAAGAUGGCACCAAGACUGUUAUAUCGUAUCGAUUUAACGAUGAUGGCAAGCGUGUGAAGACUACAAGACGAAUACGUACGACGGUGGUCAAAGAAACGGUGAACCCACGAGUCGCAGAACGGCGAGCAUGGCCAAAGUUUGGACUCGAAAAGGGUCACCCAGCCGGUCCUUCCUUUGAUACUACUUCCGUAGGCGAGAACAUUAUAUUCAGACCUAGCGUAACAUGGAAGAAAGACGACAAGGAAGAGGCUACUAAGAAGGAUGACCCUAAGGAGAAGCUGAAGAACAUGAAAGUCAAGUGCAGAAUUUGUGACGGAGAACAUUUUACAGCUCGGUGUCCUUUCAAGGAUACUAUGGCACCCAUGGGUGAGAAUGGAGAUGUCGCUGCUGAUGGCGCAGGGGCAGACGGCGAAGAGGGUGCAGUCAAAGAGGGCGGGCUGGGCUCUGGGGCAGGUGGCUACGUGCCACCGCAUUUGAGGAAGGGAGCAAAUGCUGCGGGAGGAGAAAGAAUGGGUGGGAAGUACGAGAGGGAUGACCUAGCUACCCUAAGAGUCACAAAUGUCUCAGAGUUUGCAGAGGAGAAUGAUCUUCGUGAAAUUUUUGAACGCUUCGGACGAGUAACACGGGUUUUCCUCGCGAAGGAUAGAGAUACGGGCCGGGCAAAGGGCUUCGCUUUCAUUAGCUUUGCGGAUAGGAGCGAUGCCGCAAAGGCUUGUGAGAAGAUUGAUGGCUAUGGGUACGGACAUUUGAUUCUCCGUGUCGAGUUUGCUAAACGAGCUACGUAA